Messenger RNA from Paramecium sonneborni, 757 nucleotides. NCBI's taxonomy places the organism in Eukaryota, Ciliophora, Oligohymenophorea, Peniculida, Parameciidae. The record is from the annotation of a GenBank genome assembly.
AUAAAAUAAAAAAUGUCCAAAGGUGAUGCUAAAACAUUGAAGGAGGAGAUUCAAAAACUAUAUGAUCCAUUGUUAUUUUAUUAACAUGGUGAUAAUCCUGCUUAUAAAAGAUAUAUUGAAAUAAUGUAAGAAAAUGCUUAAGAGGGUAAAUAAAUAGAUCCAAGAACUUAUUUUGUUAAUAAAUUGCAAAGGUAAAUAUUUAAUAAAAGUAAUUAAGAAUCCAUGUAUCAAGAAAUAUAUAAGAUUUUGUAGAAAGAGACUUGAAAUGUUUUAAUUUUGUUCGUAUUUUUCCAGUUUGGAUAUGUACUACAGGAUUCUUUUUACAAGGUAAAAUAAGCAAUAAUAUAUAAAAGCUGCAUUAACACAUAGAUAAAUGUUUUUACCAAUAGGAUAAAGAGGUAUUACCAGCAUUAGACAAACCUCAUUUUUUUACAAGUAUUCAUUAAUAAUUAAAUAAUUAAAGUUUUGGUUAUGUUGGAUUAGCUGGUUAUGGAUUGUAUUUACUUGGAGCAUCUUAUUUAUGGUGGUAAGUAACUAAAAUGACAGCCACUAAAUUUUAUAAACAUUGUUUAUUAGGAGAAAGAUAAUGGUCAUAUGAAAGGGAAAGAUAAAAUAACACAUACGGAAAUUACUACUUUAAGGAUGUUCCUUUGUCAUGUGAAGAAAAUUUCCCUGAUCUAGCUAGAGGAGAAAUUGCUAAAAAGCAAAGACCUAAGCCAGAAUGGUGAUAUUAUAAUAUAUACAUUCACAAAUCAAU